AUGGUUCUCGGGGCGAGCACCUCGGUGGUGACGGGGCCGGCGUACGGAGGUGGAGUGGAGCGCAGAACGGAAGCGGCGCGGCAAUGGGUCGGCGAGGGGCUUAGAUUCAUGAAGAGGCUGGAAAGUGUUGAGAUGGAGGUUGUGGCGAGGGAGAUGAGCGAUGAGGAUAAACUUAUAUGGUGUGAGACGUUGCAGCGAGAGUUGAGAGAGGGAGGUAUGAAAAAGAUUGUGGUCGUGUGUACUGAAAAGAUGCAGGAGAAGAUGGAGUGGAUCAAGACUGAUAUUGGAUGGAGGAAUCGUGAAGCAGAAGCUGGUACUGCGGCGAACGCUACGACAGAAGAGUCUACGGUGGAAUUUCCUACAGUGGAGGUACCUACUAAGCAGAGGCAAUAG
Molecule: messenger RNA, 393 nt
Organism: Fusarium graminearum PH-1
Lineage: Eukaryota; Fungi; Ascomycota; Sordariomycetes; Hypocreales; Nectriaceae
Exons: 1
Coding region: 1-393 (130 amino acids)
Source: RefSeq, a predicted model, not a curated record